AUUUGCCUCCCGCCCCCUCCCCUAGGCGACAGAGACAUCCCGGCAGCUGGAAGGGCACAGCCCCUCGCCCCGCGCCCUCUCAGCAGUUGCAGAAUCGGGAGAGCAGCCCCCGAGGCGGAGCCUCCCUUCUGCCCCGGUUACCGCUGCCCCCACCUGGGGGAGAGAGGCGGGCGCCGUGCUGCCUCCCUCAGCGCCCCGGCCGCGUGGCUUGCGGCUUAUUUUCCCAGCUGGCAAGCGUCGCGCUGCAGACAAGGGAAUGCCUGUGGUCCUGCGCGUUACGGAACUCAGACACCCCUCGAUACUGCCAAGUCCUCUCCAGGAGCGGAAGGGUUAAGAAUGAUGAGGAAGAAGAGGAAGCGAGGCGCGUCCUCCGGCCCAUGCCGCAGCCACGGCCAGGGACCCGCCACGGCGCCCGCGCCGCCGCCCUCGCCGGAGCCCACAAGACCUGCAUGGACGGGCAUGGGCUUGAGAGCAGCAUCUUCCUACGCCGCCGCCGCCUCCGCCGCUGCCGCCGGGGCUGAGCAGCGCCGCCGCCCCCGGAUCUGCCCGCCGCCGCUAGCGCUGCUGCUGCUGCUGCUGCUCAGCCUCGGGCUGCUCCACGCAGGUGACUGCCAACAGCCGGCCCAGUGUCGAAUCCAGAAAUGUACCACGGACUUUGUGUCCCUGACUUCACACCUGAACUCUGCCGUUGAUGGCUUUGACUCUGAGUUUUGCAAGGCUCUGCGUGCCUACGCUGGCUGCACCCAGCGAACUUCAAAAGCCUGCCGUGGUAAUCUAGUGUACCAUUCUGCUGUGUUGGGUAUCAGUGACCUCAUGAGCCAGAGGAACUGUUCCAAGGAUGGACCCACAUCCUCUACCAACCCCGAAGUAACCCAUGACCCUUGUAACUAUCACAGCCACGCGGGAGCCCGAGAACACAGGGGAGGGGACCAGAACCCUCCCAGUUAUCUUUUCUGUGGCUUGUUCGGAGAUCCUCACCUUAGAACUUUCAAGGAUCACUUUCAGACGUGCAAAGUGGAAGGGGCCUGGCCACUUAUAGAUAAUAAUUAUCUUUCAGUUCAAGUGACGAAUGUGCCUGUGGUCCCUGGAUCCAGUGCUACUGCUACAAAUAAGAUCACGAUCAUCUUCAAAGCCCAUCGUGAGUGUACAGAUCAGAAAGUAUACCAAGCUGUGACAGAUGACCUGCCAGCUGCCUUUGUGGAUGGCAGCACCAGCGGCGGGGACGGUGACACCAAGAGCCUGCGCAUUGUGGAGAGGGAGAGCGGCCGCUACGUGGAGAUGCACGCCCGCUACAUAGGGACCACGGUGUUUGUGCGGCAGCUGGGUCGCUACCUGACCCUUGCCAUCCGCAUGCCAGAAGACCUGGCCAUGUCCUACGAGGAGAGCCAGGACCUGCAGCUGUGUGUGAAUGGCUGCCCCCUGGGCGAGCGCAUCGAUGACGGGCAGGGCCAGGUGUCGGCCAUCCUGGGGCACAGCCUGCCUCGCACCUCCUCAGCCCCGGCCUGGCCUGGCUACACACUGGAGACUGCCAACGCUCAAUGCCACGAGAAGAUGCCAGUGAAGGACAUCUACUUCCAGUCCUGUGUCUUUGACCUGCUCACCACCGGUGAUGCCAACUUCACCGCCGCAGCCCACAGUGCCUUGGAGGACGUGGCGGCGCUGCACCCAAGGAAGGAACGCUGGCACAUUUUCCCAAGCAGUGGCCACAGGGCGCCCCCUGGAGGCAGCCAUCUCUCUGUCUGUCUAGGACUCCUAUGCUUGAUGCUCAGUGUGUUUUUGUAGGAGUUGUCUUUUUUUUUUUUUGUCUAUAACAAAGUUUAAAAUAUAUAUUGUCAUAAUAUAUUGAGUAAAAGAGUAUAUAUGUAUAUACCAUGUAUAUGAUAGGACGUUUGCCCUGAGACACCUGCCUGAUUGUACAUACUGUGUUUGACUGUUUUCAAGUAUGUUGGAUGUAGUGUUCUUUGAUUGUAUCAAUUUUUGUUUUGCAGUUUUGUGAAAUGUUUUAUAAUGUCCCUGCCUGGGACCUGUUAGAAAGCACUUUAUUUUUUAUAUAUUAAAUAUUUAUGUGUGUACCUGGUUAGUAUGUAUAUAGUACACAUGCACAGACACCAUAUGCAGCGUUCCCUUUGAAGAUGACCAGUGAAGUUGUUUGUGGCUCUUCUUAGCUGAGCCCUCCCGUCCUCUCCCACGCAGCUGGUUGCCAGGGCUGCAGCUUGUCACCUGCUGCCUCCUAAGACAGCUGCCUCAUUCCCUAAACUAGGUCCUUACCCCUUUCUUCUUCCCCCACUCAAUUUGGAAGAAUAGUUAACACCCCUGCAGGUGUUUUUGGCUCUGAAACACUGAAGUCUAAGAAGCCUGCUCCCUCUUUCAUGGCUGUCACUUUUUCAGAGGGUGGGGAGAAUAUUAGCCCAAUUCUUAUUAACUAGGAUUGUUAUACCUGAGCACUUAUAGUAUGGUAGCUUGAACCAUAUGAAACUGCUGUUUUUAUAAGUCAGAAGGAGCUAGUGGUGGCAAUUUCAUAGAUAAAUACCAGGCAUUUUGCUAGACCCCAGCAGCUCUGACUUUUUGUCAUCCCAUGUCCCUGUUAGAACUAUAGCUUUUCUAUUCUACAUUGAACAGAGAAAGUGCAAAAACAUAAGUUGAGUGAUCAUGACUUGUCUCCGUAAUGUGUGCAAGUCCAUGCUCUUUGCCUUCUCUUUCUUGGCUCUUGGUCCCAGAAACAUUGCUCCCUGUGUCUACCCCCAAUAAGCCCUCCUCUGUCUUACUUUAGAAGCCUGGGGGCUGGGGGUUGUUAGAUUCUUUCUUUAAUAUCAAGGCUCAAGACCCAUCACAAAGUUUUCCAUUCUUUCUUGCCCUCCACACCGUGGUUCUUCCUCACGGUCUUUGACAUGUCAUGUGCAUAGUGGAACAGACGAGGACUUUCUGACAGAAAGGCUUCCUUGGCUUGACUCCUUGUGCAGCUAGCUCUGGUGCUGGUUAGUCCAGACAUUCUUGUUGGGCAGUGUUGAAUCCUAGGUGGCUUCUCUCUUGAAUCAGAUGCUCUCCCUCUGAUUUCUCCCUUGAAUCAGAUCCACUCCCUCUGUAGGUGAAUGUUGCUCAUGUAACUUGGUGAAAUCACUAUAAAGUAAAAUAUCUCCCUGCCUCUUCCAUUUCCAUUGUUGGCACCUCUCGCCAUAGGAAAACACCACCAACAAAAGGCAAGAGCAAGAGUAACAGAAUGUGAACUCCAGGAUAGGUAGGUUUUUAUUGUUACAUUGAAAAUGUAAAUGUGUGGUUUCAAGAACUAGUGGUAGAAUCUUUCCUUUACCUUAACCAUUUACAUAAAUGCAAACAAUAGUUAUUGAACUUUACCACAGCAAUUUGGGUCAUUCUUAAUUUUAACUGAGUGGGUAAUUUCUUCCUUUUGCCAUGACCUGUUGAUCAGUGGCAUUGACAGAGGCCCAGACUGGCAGGAAAGAGGAUGUCAUUUGGUGAAGUUCUAUUUCUUCGUGAACUGAUGUGUCAUUCAGUCACAGGAUGGAGCUGUGGGUUCAUUCAGAGGUGGCAAACCUCCUCUCGACCAUCCCUUGAUAUAUGAGAGAAUAAUCUUGGCCAGUCUGGGAAAAUCAUUAGGGCAUCCUGCAGUGUGUAAAUAUGCAGUGCCAGAGAGUUGAACCCCAAACUUGUUAUCCUCUGAUAAAAGCUGGACUGGGGGCUUACCUAACCAUCAGCUCUGAACCGCGGCUGCUUUUGUUCACUUACGGAAUCACGUGCCAGGUUAGAAGCUAUGGUUAGCUAGUAAUUUUGUUGUGUAAUUGAGUAGAAUGAAGGAGGAAAAACAUGUAGGGUACUGCUAACCACUAUUUUUGUGCAAAUAGUCUAAAAGUGAAGUAAAAACAAUAGUAGAAGUUUCUACAAUAUCUGGGUUUAGAGUGUAUAUGAUUAACAUACCUUUGUUCUUUUCAGAGAGAGCAAAACAACCACCUCUACUUAAUAAAUAGUUGGGAGUAGAAAAUUGGGUUGUUUUGCUGUGUCAUUUACCUGGGAAGGAUGCUUUGGUAUAUUUAGCUGUUCUCCAUUUAUAGUUAGUGUCUCUGUAUGACACUUAAGUCAUCCCCACAGGUAGGACUUAGUGUCAUACAGAAAUACCUCUAUGACAUACCUUUUUCAGAAAUACAGGUAUUUCUCGAGAGAAGGGCCUGGUUUAUUUCCCCCUAUUUCUUUUGUGGAAUGUCUAAAGAAAAUGCUAACUUGCACAUGUUGGUUUUUGAAAUCCUCCUUAACCAGAAGAGUUUAGGGUCAUACAACACAUGGCUAGGCUGUAGCUGUUCUCAGCUCUUCUGGGGAGCUGAAACUUGUGGGAAAACACUGGUUUUCACAGAUGCUCCACAUGGCUGUCUUUAAAAAAGACUCAAAACUUUUUUUUUUUUUUUUGGCCUUUCCUUCUUUGUUAUGCUUGGAAAUCUCCACAGUGUGUCUAGUCUUUGCAAAGAAACUUUUCGAUGUGGUUCAUAGGUAUAUGAAUAAGUAUCUGUGUGAAACAGUGAGUGUGCAGUGUGUAAAUACUUUAAAUUAUUAUGCUAGAAAAAUAAAGCUACAUACCAUGCUGUGGAAUGUUUAUUCUGUGACUAUAGUGACACCUGCUGGAAGAGCGGAGAAAUGUCAGAAGGAAAGGAGUGAGGGUGUGUUUAUGCAAAAUCCUUUAUGGCUACUGAAUAAGUUGUAUGACCUGUUCACAAACUCACUUAUUUUCUAAACUACAUCACUACUGUAGUUUUUCCUUUUAAAAUUUUAAGCAAUUGCUAAUAAAUCAAAUCUGUGGGAUCGGUCCACUGGUAUUAUCGCAAA
This is a messenger RNA of Phacochoerus africanus (Common warthog), 4827 nucleotides long. RefSeq names its product repulsive guidance molecule BMP co-receptor b (gene RGMB). Bases 337 to 1782 code for a protein of 481 amino acids. Gene Ontology annotation, molecular function: coreceptor activity. The transcript is spliced from 5 exons. NCBI's taxonomy places the organism in Eukaryota, Metazoa, Chordata, Mammalia, Artiodactyla, Suidae. Gene Ontology annotation, cellular component: plasma membrane. Gene Ontology annotation, biological process: BMP signaling pathway. The record is from RefSeq and is a predicted model, not a curated record.